AUGAGCUCAACUCAGGAAAGCGAGCAUAUAUUCCUCCAACACUGCUCUUCCCCUUCACAAAGGGCCCCCGAGCCGACUAUCACCAACAGCAGUCAGCAAGAUAUGAACCAAAAGGUGCUAGUUACUGUUACUGUUACUGUUACUGUUACUGUUACUGUUACUAUUACUGUUAGUGUUAGUGUUAGUGUUACUGUUACUGUUACUGUUACUGUUAGUGUUAGUGUUAGUGUUACUGUUACUGUUACUGUUAGUGUUACUGUUACUGUUACUAUUACUGUUAGUGUUAGUGUUAGUGUUAGUGUUACUGUUACUGUUACUGUUAGUGUUAGUGUUACUAUUACUGUUAGUGUUAGUGUUAGUGUUAGUGUUACUGUUAGUGUUAGUGUUAGUGUUAGUGUUAGUGUUAGUGUUAGUGUUAGUGUUAGUGUUACUGUUAGUGUUAGUGUUAGUGUUAGUGUUAGUGUUAGUGUUACUGUUAGUGUUAGUGUUAGUGUUAGUGUUAGUGUUAGUGUUACUGUUAGUGUUAGUGUUAGUGUUAGUGUUAGUGUUAGUGUUAGUGUUAGUGUUAGUGUUAGUGUUAGCUGUUAG
Molecule: messenger RNA, 588 nt
Organism: Perkinsus marinus ATCC 50983
Lineage: Eukaryota; Perkinsozoa; Perkinsida; Perkinsidae
Exons: 2
Coding region: 1-588 (195 amino acids)
Source: RefSeq, a predicted model, not a curated record